AACAGUAACUGUGUUGCGAUAUAUCUAUUUUUCUGGCUAUUUGAGAUUUUAUAAAUAGAAAGGAAAAAACGGCUAUACAGAGAGAACCGGAGCUGACGCUAAAGCAGACACUACGCGUUUUGGAGACGACUAGAGAAUAUGCCUACAGGUUACUGUCCUGAAUGAUUUACUCACACACAUGCAAACAUAUUCUUCUUUAAUAUGUAUUCUGUACAAGCAUUCUUUAAUAUGUAUUCUGUACAAGCAAUGCGUAGCAUUGCUUACAAAAUUUAUGUAGUGGAAAUAAAUCUCUAUUUAAUCACGAAACAACUUAUGUAUUUAUUAAUACAUACACACAUCCACUACAGAUACCUUUAUGUUCAGAUGGAUAUUGUCUUGAUGAGCCAGAUGUCCAAUUGUACUGUUUAUAAUGCAGUUUUUGUGCAUUUGGAAUAAAAUAAUCUGAAAACUAGUCAUCUAACAUUGUUUGAUCAAGAGUGGACUGAAGUAAAUUCACUGGAGCUAAAAUAAUGUGGUUGUGUAGCACUAUGAGUAGAAAACAGAAUUCUGAUAGCAGUACUAAAAGUCUUCCAGUUUCCUUUGAAAAGAAAUCACUGCAGAAAGAAAAAGGUUCACCCUAUUCUACUUUCACUGAUUUUAAAGAAAUGGCACCAAAUUUGGAAAGUCUGAGAGAAAUAACCCAAAGCUCAAAUUCUGUAACAUCAGAGCUUCCUGAUCCUGAAGAAAUACUACAAACAUUUCAAGAAGGUCAGCGCCAAGGGAAGUGUACUCUUCCAAACAAUGUUGUUUACCCACCAAAUUGCUAUGGCUACUAUUCAUUCAAUGAAGUUGUUGAGCAGUUAUGUGGAUACAGAAAAAUUUAUAAACAUUCCCAGAAGAAAUUAAAUUGAAAACUUCUUAAUGGU
Octopus sinensis (East Asian common octopus) is the source of this 905-nucleotide messenger RNA. RefSeq lists its product as uncharacterized. Lineage: Eukaryota; Metazoa; Mollusca; Cephalopoda; Octopoda; Octopodidae. The record is from RefSeq and is a predicted model, not a curated record. The transcript has 8 exons. The coding region runs from base 510 to 890 and encodes 126 amino acids.